This is a messenger RNA of Bombyx mandarina (wild silkworm), 1082 nucleotides long. RefSeq lists its product as uncharacterized. The record is from RefSeq and is a predicted model, not a curated record. Lineage: Eukaryota; Metazoa; Arthropoda; Insecta; Lepidoptera; Bombycidae.
UCGCCCCUGCUAAUAUUAAUUAGAUUAAAAUUAUAAAAAGGAUAAAAUAGUGAUUGUUUAAUGCUGUAAUUGUGUCUUAAUCUUACCUAUUCUCGCUGUUUAGUGUUAUACAACUUUUAGCAACAAUAAAACACACUUGUUUUGGCCGUAAACUUUACUUGCACACAUCAUGGAUCUGAAACUUAUAAAUAGUCUAGAAAGCCUCGAGAAGCUUUUCCAAACACGUAUGAACGACUAUGACCUGAAGCUGCAGAAGGCAUCUACCGGAGCUGUUCCAGCACAUGUCGAUAUUUCAACUUUAUCGCGUGAGUUUAAUGAUUUUAAAGCUUUUGUGUGGCAAACACUUUCUCAGAUGAAGACCCAGAUUGAGCUUCUCAGCCUCGGGUUGGAUAGGCAUGAGACCAUGAUGAGAAGAAAAGUUCUACUUCUACAUGGUAUUCCUGAAAAUAAAAAUGAAAAAUUGCACAAAUCUAUUGUUGAAGUUUUCACUAGAAACAUGAAACUCCCUGAAAUUUGCAUAGAACAUAUCAACAAUUGUCAUCGGCUCGGCAAUUCUCAGGGCAAAGUCAGACCUGUCCUAGUGCGUUUCUGCAGCAUGGAGCAUCGCAAUGUUGUAUGGGAUAAUAAAACCAAUCUGAAAGGCUCUGGAAUCACUGUCUCUGAAUUUCUCACCAAAACGAGACACAAGAUCUUCACUGCUGCCCGACAACAUUUUAGCGUCGGUAACUGCUGGUCAGUGGAAGGAAAAAUUGUCAUUCUAACACCUGACAAAACUCGUCAUAAAAUUGAGUGUAAGUCUGAACUGGACGCCUUAACAUCCCGAUACCCUGCUGCUGCGGCCAUCCAUAAUUCUCCACGGACCAAUGAUGACCGCGAGACUGCCAAAUCUCAGCCAAAAGUGACCAAAUCAAGUCGGCGCCGCGUUUAGGCACCUAUAUCGGCGCUUUUUAAAAUGCUUUGCUGGACUUCCACACAGCACAUCUUAAAAUAAAUUAAUAUGUAGUGUGCAAUGGUAGUUUGAAACACUAUGGAGGUAUCUACUUUAUUACGUACAAAGUUUUAUUAAAAAUAAAAAUAAGAAU